GGGACCGGUCAACAUGGCGUCUCUGAAAAUUUUUUGAGAUUUUUGCUCUUAUUAUUUGGCUUGUAUUUCGAGUAAUCUAGAGUCUUUUGUGCAACCACAAGCAUGGAUACUGCAUCUGGAGGUGGAGAUUUCCCUGAUCAUCCACUGGGUUCAGGAGGUGAUCGAGGCCGUCCAAGAAUUGAGAGGUCCCUCAGCCGGCAUGACGUUGGCAACCAGGCCAGAUAUCUUCUUAACCAGUUUAUUCAAGAUCGGAUGAGGUCUGGUGGCUACCCGGAAGUCCCAUCUGAAGAUGUGCUGAUAGAACCAGGAACACCAGCAGCCAAAGAACUAGAGUCAGGGCCACCAAUUGACAGAAUUCGGGAAGUAGCUGAAGCUCUUCGAGUUAUUGGUGAUGAGUUGGACCAAGACCAGAGACUUCAGGGACUCAUCGAUUCUAUAUCCCCGGAUGCACCGCGGCAGACCUUCAUGAAUGUAGCUAGAGAGAUAUUUUCAGAUGGCGUGUUUAACUGGGGAAGAGUUGUAGCUUUAUUUUACUUUGCUUUUAGAAUGGUCGUCAAGGCCUUCAAUAAAGUAGCAGAUAAAGUUCCAUUAAUUAGGACAAUUAUAGACUGGGUGGUAUGUUUCAUAGUAGAUUACGUCGCACCUUGGAUUAUAGAGAGAGGAGGAUGGUCUGCCAUCCAAGAGUACUUUGGAUCAACCACCCUGCAGACAGCAGCUGUAUUUGUAGGCGGUGGACUUUGUAGCCUGUUAUUCAUAUGGUGGAAGAACUCGAAAUAGGAAAUCGACAAUAAUAUGCAUGUGGAAUGUGACAUUUUAAUUUGGACAGUAACCUAACUGAGUCACAACACUGGAGAUAAUAUGAGAUCUAAGGUUAUGAAAGCAGAUUGUCUAUGCAUUUCUAAUUGUCUGAUGUUGCGUAUCCAUAGACUGUUGACUUGUGUAGUUUUUCCCUAUCCCAUGUUCAUUUGUAACCCAUCACAGCAAAACCAGGUGCAUGUCACACAGAAGAUGAGCCUAAAUGACAUCAUGAGAUAAUGGAAGAAAUUAAAGUUCUCAGAUUUCACAAAAGGCAGACAACAUUGAAAUGAACAACCCGGUCUGUCUCAACUUGCCAAGCUUAGAGCAACAUGCGCCUGGUUUUACUGUGACGAGUCACAUUUAUGACCUUGUGGCACCCCAUAGGGGUGUAUAGUAACUUUGUUUGGCAGAUUGGGCAUUCUGAUAGGCUGUGCUGUGUCAACCUUUCCUCAUGUGCACAGCUCUUCUCCGCAUGCGUGCUCUUUUGACUUGAAAUGUAAAGAAUGGACAUAUUUGUCAGGUCUCAAGGUCAACACGCCACAAGUCUGCAAUAGAGAACAGUCUGUUCAUACGCAGCCUCGGGCAUUCUGUGUCUUUGGUAAACACCCUGAGAUUAGUGACUGACUGAGAUUUUUCCGUGUGGGUAUCAAACCUAUGAAAUAAAAAAUUUACAUUUAUAUACUGCUAAAUCAAAAAUAUUUACUCUAACGCGUUUCACAAACAUAUUCUGCACUCUCUCCUCGAUUUUGACAUUUCUAUGUCAAGAGAUGGGGAAUUUUAUCUAAAAAAUAUGGUACUAUUACAGUCAUGUUGGUUAGAUAUCUCUGGGAAUCUUGUGACAAUGUAGCAUUCAAUAUUCAAACAAUUUUAUAUACUAAUAGUUUGAGUUGGAGUGUAGUCACUGUCUGCAAGGCUCCAAAAUGGGCUUGCACCAGAAUGAUGGCUCGGCUCUCAUUGGCUAGAUAGUACAGUUGGGUACUCAUUUUAGACAGAGGGUGAUUAAUUGCGUCAUAAAUGUGUCAUUAUCAUCAGGAUUUGUUAUCUGUCUUGAUUGCUUGAAAAUAUUUCAGCUUGCAUUUUCUCAGCUCUCGGCUCUCAUUGGAUGGAUAGUACAGUUGGGUACUCAUUUUAGACAGAGGGUGAUUAAUUGCGUCAUAAAUGUGUCAUUUUCAUCAGGAUUUGUUAUCUGUCUUGAUUGCUUGAAAAUAUUUCAGCUUGCGUUUUCUCAAUUCUCUUGUUUCUGAGUUUCUAUUCAAAUGCUUAUGGUAACACCAGGAAUAAAUAACAGUUGGUCUUUAUUUAUUCUUGGUAGAUUUGAUAAGACAUUGUAAUAAAAAGCAAUUAUGUCUCUAAGACGAAAUCUCCCUGAUUUGGCUUGGGAUAUUCAUCGAAUACACAAUAGCAUAAUACUUCAAAGUCUUUAUACUGUAGAGACACAACAUGUGAGUCUAUGAUAUCGAAAACCCAUCACUUCACACUUGCUUGGUCGGAGGUAACAUUCUCUUAAAUCUUCUUGUCAUCAUGUAAAUAUUAUAGAAUGAUUAUAGAUUAUGAAAAACAUUGAAAUGAAAUAAAGUAUAUGAUAAUGUU
This is a messenger RNA of Lineus longissimus, 2388 nucleotides long. RefSeq names its product apoptosis regulator BAX-like. Gene Ontology annotation, cellular component: mitochondrial outer membrane. The transcript is spliced from 7 exons. Bases 103 to 777 code for a protein of 224 amino acids. The record is from RefSeq and is a predicted model, not a curated record. NCBI's taxonomy places the organism in Eukaryota, Metazoa, Nemertea, Pilidiophora, Heteronemertea, Lineidae. Gene Ontology annotation, biological process: mitochondrial fusion; intrinsic apoptotic signaling pathway in response to DNA damage; release of cytochrome c from mitochondria. Gene Ontology annotation, molecular function: channel activity; protein heterodimerization activity; protein homodimerization activity.